Gracilinanus agilis (Agile Gracile Mouse Opossum) is the source of this 2169-nucleotide messenger RNA. RefSeq names its product phosphoglucomutase 2 like 1 (gene PGM2L1). Gene Ontology annotation, molecular function: intramolecular phosphotransferase activity; glucose-1,6-bisphosphate synthase activity. The coding region runs from base 1 to 1869 and encodes 622 amino acids. The transcript is spliced from 14 exons. Lineage: Eukaryota; Metazoa; Chordata; Mammalia; Didelphimorphia; Didelphidae. The record is from RefSeq and is a predicted model, not a curated record. Gene Ontology annotation, biological process: carbohydrate metabolic process.
AUGGGGGACGGCGCCGGGGGGGACAUGAACUCCAACCUGCCCUGCGCUCCCUACCUUACCGGAGACCCGCAGCUGGACACCGCCGUGGGCCAGUGGCUCCGCUGGGACAAGAAUCCCAAGACAAAAGAACAAAUUGAAAAUCUCUUACGAAAUGGAAUGAAUAAGGAGCUAAGAGAUCGUCUUUGCUGCAGGAUGACUUUUGGCACUGCUGGGCUUCGUUCUGCCAUGGGAGCAGGAUUUUGCUAUAUUAAUGACCUUACGGUGAUCCAGUCAACACAGGGGAUGUACAAAUACCUUGAAAGAUGUUUUUCAGACUUAAAGCAGAGAGGCUUUGUUGUCGGCUAUGACACCAGGGGUCAGGUGACCAGCAGCUGCAGCAGCCAAAGGCUUGCAAAACUAACUGCUGCAGUUUUGCUGUCCAAAGGAGUACCUGUGUAUUUGUUUUCAAGAUAUGUUCCUACACCUUUUGUGCCCUAUGCUGUUCAGGAACUGAAAGCAGUUGCAGGUGUGAUGAUUACUGCCUCCCAUAAUCGUAAGGAAGACAAUGGAUAUAAGGUGUACUGGGAAACAGGUGCUCAGAUUACAUCUCCUCAUGAUAAAGAGAUCCUAAAAUGUAUAGAAGAAAGUGUUGAGCCCUGGAUUGAUUCCUGGAAUGAAAAUCUAGUGGACACCAGCCCCCUGAAGCGAGAUCCUCUGCAGGAUAUUUGUGCACGUUACAAGGAAGAUCUGAAAAAGAUCUGUUUUCACAGAGAGCUGAACUUAAAGACAAGCUUGAAAUUUGUCCAUACAGCAUUUCAUGGAGUUGGUCAUGAUUAUGUACAAUUGGCUUUUAAAGUGUUUGGAUUUAAGCCUCCAAUUCCAGUACCAGAACAACAGGAUCCGGAUCCAGACUUUUCUACUGUUAAAUGUCCAAAUCCUGAAGAAGGAGAAUCUGUGCUGGAGCUGUCGCUGAGAUUGGCUGAGAAGGAAAAUGCCAGAGUAGUGGUAGCCACAGAUCCUGAUGCAGACAGACUGGCAGUGGCUGAACUGCAGGGGGAUGGCCGUUGGAAAGUUUUCACAGGCAAUGAGUUAGCAGCGUUGUUUGGGUGGUGGAUGUUUGAUUGCUGGAAGGAAAAUAAGUCACAGAAUGCUGAUGUGAAGAACAUUUACAUGUUAGCCACUACAGUCUCCUCCAAAAUUUUGAAGGCAAUUGCACAUAAAGAAGGAUUUCAGUUUGAAGAAACAUUACCAGGUUUUAAAUGGAUUGGAAGUAGAAUAAAAGAACUCAUAGAAAAUGGGAAAGAAGUCCUUUUUGCAUUUGAAGAGUCCAUUGGAUUUCUGUGUGGGACUUUUGUUUUGGAUAAAGAUGGAGUGAGUGCAGCUGCUGUUGUUGCUGAAAUGGCAACUUACCUGGAAACCAAAAACCUAACAUUGGCACAACAGCUUAUUAAAGUUUAUGAAAGAUAUGGAUAUCAUAUUUCAAAGACAUCUUAUUUCUUAUGUUAUGACCCACCUACUAUCAAACGUAUAUUUGAAAAGCUUCGCAAUUUUCAUUCUCCAAAAGAAUAUCCAAAAUUUUGUGGGGCUUUUGACAUAUUGCACAUACGAGAUAUUACUACUGGAUAUGACAGCAGCCAACUUAAUCAGAAAUCGGUCCUGCCUGUGAGUAAAAACAGCCAAAUGAUUACAUUUACCUUUCAAAAUGGUUGUGUGGCCACACUACGGACAAGCGGAACCGAACCAAAGAUAAAGUAUUAUGCUGAGAUGUGUGCAUCCCCCGAGCAGAGUGAUAUCACCUUACUGGAAGAAGAAUUGAAGAAACUCAUUGAAGCUCUAAUUGAGAAUUUUCUGGAGCCUAGUAAGAAUGGACUGAUCUGGCGAUCUACUUAGACAUCUUCCAAGCUAUUGCUCUACAAAUGACUCUUUGCACUGUCAUGUGGAACAAAAGAUUCAAGACCUACAUUUAACCUUGUUCUUGUGUACAUUUGUCUAUUUUGGAACUCACUCCUUUAAGACCUAAAAUGAAGCAGGAUCUUUCUUGUCAGCUAAUUUAACCAAAUUGCAUAAGUUGGAAAGAGACUUAGAUUUGGAUGCAAGUGAAAUAAUUGAGAUUUUCACUUUUGUUGUUGUUGUUUUAUUUUUUUACCAAAAGUCAUAUACACUGAACAUUAUAAAACAUAUUCUCUCCAG